AGUGUCUCCUCUGCAGAAGUCUGAGAUAGUGGACGUGGUUAAGAAGCGGGUAAAGGCCAUUACCCUGGCCAUCGGGGACGGUGCCAACGACGUUGGGAUGAUCCAGACCGCUCACGUGGGCGUAGGCAUCAGCGGGAAUGAAGGCAUGCAGGCGACCAACAACUCGGAUUAUGCCAUCGCGCAGUUUUCCUACUUGGAGAAGCUCCUGUUGGUUCACGGCGCCUGGAGCUACAACCGCGUGACCAAGUGCAUACUGUACUGCUUCUACAAGAACGUGGUCCUCUACAUUAUCGAGGUGAGCAAGGUUAACCUCUUCGCCGAGGCGGAAGGCCUUCACGUAUUGAAGGUAACUUCAAGAGAGGAUGUUGUUCGUGUAGAGCUGAAGAAAAG
Messenger RNA from Panthera uncia (snow leopard), 390 nucleotides. Its product is annotated as phospholipid-transporting ATPase IB-like. The transcript has 2 exons. NCBI's taxonomy places the organism in Eukaryota, Metazoa, Chordata, Mammalia, Carnivora, Felidae. Gene Ontology annotation, molecular function: ATP binding; ATP hydrolysis activity; ATPase-coupled intramembrane lipid carrier activity. Gene Ontology annotation, cellular component: plasma membrane. The record is from RefSeq and is a predicted model, not a curated record. Gene Ontology annotation, biological process: neuron development; phospholipid translocation. The annotation marks the transcript as partial.